UGUUGGAUCCUGUCACGUGGGUUAACAAAAGAGAGGUAUGAACAAAAGAAAUGAGGAUGUGGACAUGGCUAAGGGCGAUGAGCACUGCCUUGUGGGUGUUCCUAUUGGUGCUACUCACUGCUUCUUUUUUGGGAAAGGAGGUUUUUCUAUUACUGGAACUACUCAGGUACCAUGAUCCUGAUCUUUCUAUACAGCCAAGGAAUGGGAUCUUUCUUUGUGGUGCAGAGCUUCAAGUCCCUUUAUCAAAUCGCUCCCUCUAUCCUUUAUAUCUGUUUUUGUUGCUCUUUCUAAGUGUUUGAUGUUUUGUUUGGGAGUUGAACUAGUUGAUAGUACGCAUAGCAGAAAUACUAUGGGCGAUAUCUGGUUCAGGGAGAUGGCAACAAGAUUUCAAUCUUUCCAUCCCUCCAUUUAUGUUCUUUGGUGGGUUCCCUUCCUUCUUAUCAAGUUUCUGCUUUUAUUCUGCCAAGGGGUCCAAUGAGGUUUAUGCAACUCCCUUCACAAUUCCCCUCUAUCAAUUAUUUUUUUUCUGUUCUAGUUUCAGUUGGUGUCUUCUUGGUGUUUGUCACUGGAAAAAGCUUCACGGUAGCCAUUGUUUUAGAGGAAAAGCGUCCUGCAGUAGACAGGGGCACCCUUCUUCUAGUUAGUUACUCUUCUGGUUUGGAUUCCUUCCAAUUUCCAGGGAGCCCAUGUUAUGCUUUCAAUUUCUGUUAUCCUGUUCUGUGAUGAGUUGUCGGUGUUGCUUAGUUUUUGAGAUUUUUUUUUAAGGCCCAUGUAAUUUGGACUACUGAAUUUUGGCUUUAAUGAAUAGUUUCUUCUUCU
Molecule: messenger RNA, 819 nt
Organism: Rubroshorea leprosula
Lineage: Eukaryota; Viridiplantae; Streptophyta; Magnoliopsida; Malvales; Dipterocarpaceae
Source: the annotation of a GenBank genome assembly